Mesorhabditis spiculigera is the source of this 2790-nucleotide messenger RNA. The record is from the annotation of a GenBank genome assembly. Lineage: Eukaryota; Metazoa; Nematoda; Chromadorea; Rhabditida; Rhabditidae.
AUGCUCGAAAAUGUGGUGGCCUGGGUGCUGAAUAACUACAUCGGCGAGUACCUUGAAAACUUGAACACCGAUCAACUCUCCGUCGCGUUAUUAUCGGGGCAAUUGGAGCUCGAAAAUGUUCCAUUGAAGAAAACAGCGCUCAGAAAGUUGGACAUCCCCCUAGAGGUCAAAAGUGGCGUCUUGGGAAAAUUGACGUUGUCCGUGCCCCUGACCCAUAUCAGAAGCGAACCAUGGGUGCUCAAGCUUUCUGAUGUUCUGAUUAUCGUCGGGCCCGCCAGCGAUAAGAAGUACGAUGUGGAGACGUCAUCGGAUCACACAGAGAAGACGAAAAAGGAAACGAUGCUCGAUGAGCUGGAAAAGAAGCACAAGACGCAACUUCUCGAGACUAUCGGGCAAAAAUCAGCCGCGUCUGAUGCACAAGAAUCUUGGUGGGGCGCGUCGUUGAUCGCGACGGUUGUCAAUAAUAUACAGCUGAUCCUUACAAAUGUACAUAUUCGCUAUGAGGACGGCCAAACGUUGCCCAAUGGCCUUUCAUUUGUGUCUGGCGUCAGAAUAAGAAAAAUGACCGUACAGACGACAAACCACCACUGGAAAUCUGGAUUCGUCGAGCCACAGGAGGGUGUCAACGUCUUCAAAAAGCUCGAACUGCAAGGCUUUUCCUUUUAUUGGAAUUCAGGCCAGCCGCUUUCAAAGGACAUCAACACAGUGAAAGAAUUACAGAACCUCUUGGCGCCGGAGGAUGCCGGUAAAAAUACGUACAUCAUUGAGCCGUGUAGCAUCGAGCUGCGCAUGGAAAAGAACGCUAGCAAAUUUCCGUUGAAGGGCGAUCCAGCAAUUCCGAGAUUCAAAUUCUGGCUACGACCCGAGAAAAUUGUCGUCGAGCUGUCCAGACGUCAAAUGAGCGAACUACGCGCGUUAAAUCGGGAAUGGAGUCGGUUUGAGCGGGCACGCACACACCGCAAAUGGCGGCCGGUAGCCAACGUGAUGGGAAACGCUCGCGAGUGGUGGCGGUUCGCCUACGAUCGCGUCCUGGACGAUACGCGCCGGACGAAUACGCGAAAAACAUGGUCGUUUGCCUUGACAAGAGCCCGACAUUUAAAUGCCUAUGCACGAGCCUACCGAAGACGGCUAAUCAUGCUGAUGAGCGAUCCAACUUAUAAGGACCAAGACCCGACGGAUUCUCCUGCAAGAACCGCUGACCCCGCACGACCAUCGAUGGGCCAUGAAGAAAGAACAAUUAUGAAACAAAUAGAGCGGGACGAGCAGUACACGUUUACGGAAUUGCAAUUGUUCCGCGAGACUGUCUUCCGCAGGCUACUACGAGAGAAAGAGACCGAGAUGGGUAUCGUGCCGGAAGGAGGAACUGGUGGACGGGGUACGCCGACGGCUGACUUUGAAGCCCUGGAAAGUCCUGGUGACGAAGUACCCGGCACGACUGUCCCUCCGCCGAAGAAUCAAGGGUUAUAUAGCUGGUUUUCGAGCUUUUUCACCGGCGAACAACCAGAAGAGGCCUCUGUCGAAACAUCAUUCGACUUUGGUCAAAUUGAUAUGCACGAAUUGAAGAAUAUACCGCCUGCUUUCAAAGAGAUCGAAAAACAGGUGGAGGAAGAGCUGCGAGAUCUGUUGCACGAUUCUUGGGACGAUUCGACACUGCUGCGAAAAGAUUUGCUGUUGGCUGAGAUUGCGUUGAAGUUGGACCAGCUUACGUUGCGUUUUGUCGACGUUAAGACGACUGGCUGGAAGGAAGAGCGCCGCGUUUUAGCCGUGGAUCUGAUGCAGCUGACGAGCCGUGUCGAUCUCUCGCCCCGGACACACACGCUGAGCGUUUCCCUGUCCGUGCACGAUUUGUCGGUGCAACGGCUGAUCACCACGUGUAAAAGACAUCGGGAAGAGAGCAUGCAUAAUGUCGAAUUUGACGAGUCGUUGAUGUAUUCGAAAAUGGAGAAUACGAAAGUGCUGUUAGCGAUUGGGCGCGGGACGCAAAGCAGUGAUUUGAGCAAGCCACUUUUCAAAAUGCAAUACCGGCGCCGCUCCCCACGGCUUAUCGUACGCCACACCGUCGAAGGCACCUUCCGACCAAUAUCCGUAAUGUGCGAUGAAAACGCCUUCUCGGGAAUCGGAGCCCUAUUUGAUGAUGAUCCGGAUAUUCUCUUCUCGGCCGAAGCCACGGCGCCCAUUGAUCAGGAUCAGGGUCCCGGAUUAGCCAGCAGUGACGCCAUCGUCCCCAAUAUCACCCUGGAAUCCCACGUUUUCGUCGACUUUCAUCUCCCGAAUUUAUGCAUCGUUCUGCGGAAAAAGGGUUGGGACAGUUCGGGGCGGCCGAAGCUGAACGCCCCCGUCGAGCAGUUUGCCUGCGUGAACGUCGAUUCGUGCCAUUUCGGGGUCGUCAGCAAAGAGCAAUUUGUUAGCACGGUGACGCUUGAUGUCGGUCAUAUGGAUAUUCAAGAUAUGCUGGAGAACACGGCGCAUCCAUUCCCCUUGUUGAGCACGAAAAAGACAAGGGAUAUGAAAGCCGCUUCUGUUUCCUGCCCAAAUCUGACGACGAUUGUCGAUUCCAACGACGAAUGCAUCUCCAAUUCGCUGCCCAAGGACGGAUAUCUCAGCUCCUACAGCGCUACGUAUCUAUUCGAAAACCGGAAGAUGACCGACAACUCGAGAAAGACAAGCACAGCGGUCCGAGGUACCAAAGACGACCAGCGCUCUUCAGUGGAGGCUCGGAUCAAAUGUACGGUUGUGGAUCAGCGCCAUCCAGAAUUUGAGACGCGCUUCGGACGGGUGUGUUUUGGGGGG